Capsicum annuum is the source of this 516-nucleotide messenger RNA. RefSeq names its product LRR receptor-like serine/threonine-protein kinase EFR. NCBI's taxonomy places the organism in Eukaryota, Viridiplantae, Streptophyta, Magnoliopsida, Solanales, Solanaceae. The transcript has a single exon. The record is from RefSeq and is a predicted model, not a curated record. The coding region runs from base 1 to 516 and encodes 171 amino acids. Gene Ontology annotation, molecular function: protein binding.
AUGGAGAAAGCCUUCACAAUUUUUCUCUCAACACUCUUCUUGCUUAUGGAUAGUUCACUCAUGACCCAAACCAACAUUACUACAGAUCAAUUAGCUCUUCUGUCUUUAAGAUCCCAAAUCAUUUCUGACCCCUUUCACUUCUUGGAUGAAAGUUGGUCUCCCGCUACGUCCGUUUGUCAUUGGGUUGGAGUCACUUGUGGCUCUCGUCACCAACGAGUAAAGUCCUUGAAUCUUUCCAACAUGGCUCUUAUAGGCAGGAUUCCCGGCGAAUUUGGAAACCUCUCGUUUCUUGUUUCUCUUGACUUGGGAAGAAAUAAUUUCCAUGGAAAUUUGCCUCAAGAAAUGACACGCUUGUGUCGGCUUAAGUUUCUUGAUUUAAGUUUCAACAACUUCAGUGGAAAGGUUCCUUCUUGGUUUGGGUUUCUACACCAGCUUCAAUUUCUAUAUCUUGGGAAUAAUAGUUUCACUGGUUCCAUCCCUUCUUCAUUUCUAAUAUUUCCAAACUUGAGACUUUGA